Molecule: messenger RNA, 1812 nt
Organism: Cyphellophora attinorum
Lineage: Eukaryota; Fungi; Ascomycota; Eurotiomycetes; Chaetothyriales; Cyphellophoraceae
Product: Mitochondrial inner membrane magnesium transporter mrs2
Exons: 2
Coding region: 1-1812 (603 amino acids)
Biological process (GO): mitochondrial magnesium ion transmembrane transport
Cellular component (GO): mitochondrial inner membrane
Molecular function (GO): magnesium ion transmembrane transporter activity
Source: RefSeq, a predicted model, not a curated record
AUGCGGCCAUCCUUUGUGCCCUCGAAGGACGUGUUGCGAUACUUGCGCUGCCAAUCCGAUAGAGCCUUCUCUCCUAUAGCGACUGCUCCUUGUCACUCCAUAUCUCAUUGCCCACGAUCACGACGACAGUACACCUCAACUACGUCGCAGAGGAGCAGGAACACGACCAACACUAUUGACGAGCUAUGGCACCGACACCGCGACGCAUGCAAAGCCCUGCCACCGCCGAAGACUCCUCCACAGCCCUCGAAUUCUCGCAACAUCUCCAGUUCGGCACAGAACUCAGGAUGGCUACGACGUCUAUUCCGUGCCCGUCAGCACGCCAUCAAAUCCAAGUCCUCGACAGAUCAAAACGGACUGCCUUUCGAUAACCAGUCCUACGAGGAUACCUCUGCGCAGCUCUUCAAUCUCUCGCGCGCCCUCUCCCGAAAUCCUUCUGGCGCCGACCUCAAAUUGCGCUGCACCGAAUUUGACGCCAAUGGCAGCGUCACCCUCGUCGCCGGCGAGUUCAAGAAGACAGACCUAAUAGCGAAAUAUGGCCUACAGUCGCGCGAUCUACGGAAGAUUGACUCUUCAGUCCUCCCGCACAUCCUCGUCCGUCAAUCUUCCAUCCUGAUCAAUCUCCUGCACCUCCGAGUCCUGAUUCAAUCCGACCGCGUUCUCGUCUUCGACGCCUACGGCAGCACCGACUCCUACACACAAUCUCUCUUCAUCGACCCGCGCUCGCCAAAUUCCUCCUAUCUGCCCUACGAAUUCCGCGCAUUAGAAGCAGUCCUCAUCUCUGUCACCUCCGGCCUCGAAGCCGAAUUUGCGCUUGUCCGCGACCCAGUGACGCACAUCCUACGCGAGCUCGAAGAAGAUAUCGACCGAGAAAAGUUGCGGCACCUGCUCAUCCACUCGAAAAAGCUGGGCACAUUCGAGCAGAAGGCCCGCCUUGUGAGGGACGCGAUUGAAGAUCUGCUAAACGCCGACGACGACCUCGCGGCCAUGUACCUCACCAAAAAACGGGAGCUCGCGCAGCAGACCUCCGUGAACACCACAACGGCCGCUUCUGCCUCGACUUCAACAGCUACCUCGACUUCGUCCUCCACAAACGCGGCCACACACGAACCCGAAGAAGACCACCAAGAAGUCGAAAUGCUCCUCGAAUCCUACCACAAGAUCUGCGACGAAAUCGUCGAGAUCUCCGGUAACCUGAUCUCCAACAUCCGCAACACAGAAGAAGUCGUCAAAGCCAUCCUCGACGCCAACCGCAACCAGCUUAUGCUCCUCGAGAUCAAAUUUUCCGUCGGCACAUUAGGCCUCGCCGGCGGCACCCUCGUCGCAGGUCUAUACGGGAUGAACCUCAACAACUUCAUCGAGGAAACAGACUGGGGCUUCGGCGCCGUCAGCGCCGUCUGCUUCGGCCUGAGCGCCAUCGUCUGCGUCGAAGGUAUGAGACGCCUGCGGAAAGUACAAAAAGUGAGAAUGUGGGGUGAAGGCCCUUGGUCCCACAACGCCAAUGGAGGUCGUCAUGGUGGCUUUAUCGCCGAUCGCGCUGGCCACCAGCCCCAGCACAACCGAGGGAACUGGCGCAGCGAGGCGAUGGAGGCGGCUGCGAUGGCGCGACAUGGUCGACAUCAGCAGGAGAGGGUGCUUUGGCCUGGCAUGGAUGGGUUGGGGAUGCAUCGGCUGCCGGAAGCGGGUAUGGAGAAUGGUGGUGAUGUGAGCACUGCUUCUGGAGUCGCUCCAUCCAUCAAGAGCGAGCGCCAUCAGGCUACUGGCGCUCAUGCAGCGAAGGUGGCUGCGCGGACGGCUGGACGGAGGAAGUAA